CGGUCAUCCUGACCAGACAAAAUCUCGCGAGAUCUAACAUCGCGAGAAUGCAGCUGCCGAGGAUGUUGAGAGUAUAACGGUUCAACGUCCACAAAAUGAACAAAACUACGCGUGUGAGUGAUUCUCCACCUCCAAUAACUAUAUGUUCAUGACGGCGUUUUGUAAUAGCAGGCCAUAGAAGGUCAAAUUGACUCUACUAUUGAAUAUUUAUGCCAUAAGAAGCACAAACAGUUCAUCUCAGGUGAGUGUUAUGGGUCUGCUGUCUAACUCACCUGUAGCUGGGCUCCUCCUCUUCCUCACUUUGUCAACAUGUUUGUACAUCAGCUCCUCGUCUAUCCAUCAAACAAAACCAAUCUAUGAUAAGCUAAGUAGAACCAAAGCACAUGAAAGACUUGGUAAUAAUAAUAAUCCAGCAAAACCACAGAGCAAUUCAGUGGAAACAGGAGUGCACACAGAAAGCUCUGAUAUUUCCAGAGACAUUGAAUGCAGCAUGGCUCCAGAGAGCAGGUUUGACUGCAGCAGAGACAGGCUGCUCAGCAGGAGGGAGUGUGCAGAGAGGGGAUGCUGCUAUGCUCCUCUGGCUGACUCUGCAGGACCACCUUGGUGCUUCUACCCCAGUGUGUACCCAGGCUACAAGAUGGGUCCCUUAACUCCCACCAUGAGAGGCCAGGAGGCCACCCUGAGUCGAGACACCCCCUCAUACCUCCCCAGAGACAUCUCCACCCUCCACCUGGAGGUCAUAGAAGAGGCUGCAGGCUGCUUACACCUCACUUUAAAGGACCCGUCAUCUCAGCGAUAUGAAGUUAAGCUCCCAGCUGGUGUUCCUCAGAGCAAAGCUGAUACCCAACAAGACGCCCUCUACACCACUGAAUACCAGUCGGACCCAUUUGGCUUCAUAGUGCGGCGAAAAUCCAAUGGGAGGGUGAUCAUGAACACCACCGUCGCUCCUCUGCUGUUUGCUGACCAGUACCUGCAGCUGUCCACCUCACUGGCCUCUUCCCUCGUGUCUGGCCUCGGGGAGCAUUACACCUCCCUCCUCCUGGACCUUAACUGGACUUCUCUGACACUCUGGAACAGAGACAUGGCACCUCAUACUGAUGCUAACCUCUAUGGCUCCCACCCAUUCUACAUCGUACAGGAGGAGGACAGCAUGGCACAUGGAGUUUUCCUUCUCAACAGCAAUGCAAUCGAGGUGAUGUUGCAGCCGACCCCCGCUCUCACCUGGCUGGCUAUCGGCGGAGUCCUGGACCUCUACGUUUUCUUGGGUCCUGACCCUCAAAGUGUUCUACGACAGUACCUCCAGCUCAUUGGCUAUCCUAUGAUGCCUCCCUAUUGGUCACUGGGCUUUCAUCUGUGUCGCUGGGGUUACACGACCUCUAUCACAACCCGACAUGUGGCACAACGCAUGCACAAUGCAAAAUUUCCCAUGGAUGUGCAGUGGAAUGAUCUGGACUAUGCAAAUAAGUGCAGGGUCUUCACCUUUGACCCCUGGCGAUUCGGCGACCUCCCAGAGAUGGUGGAGGAGUUCCACAAGGGAGGCAUGAAGUACAUCCUUAUCCUGGACCCGGGGAUCAGCAGCACCAGCCCUCAUGGAACUUACUCUCCAUUUGAUGAUGGACUGAAACGAGACGUCUUCAUCAAAAAUGCCACAGGACAAAUCCUGAUCGGGAAGGUUUGGCCGGGCCCAACAGCCUUCCCCGACUUCACCAACCCAGAGACCAGACGCUGGUGGGAGGACUGCAUCAGAGACUUUCAUUCUAAAGUUCCCGUGGACGGUCUGUGGAUUGAUAUGAAUGAACCAGCCAGUUUUGUGCAGGGCUCAGUGGAGGGCUGUCCUGACAGUGAUCUGGAGAACCCGCCCUACACACCCAGGGUGGUUGGAGGCCGGCUGAACUCUGGAACUCUUUGUAUGUCGGCUCAGCAGAAGUUGUCCACUCACUACAACCUGCACAACAUGUACGGACUGACAGAAGCUUAUGCCACGCACAGCGCUCUCGUGAAGGUACGAGGGAAGAGACCCUUCGUCCUGUCUCGCUCCUCCUUCCCUGGCAUCGGACGCUUCUCUGGUGUGUGGACAGGAGACGUCAGGAGCGACUGGGAGCAGCUUCGAUACUCCAUCCCUGCGGUGCUGCAGUUCAGCCUGUUCGGGGUGCCCCUCGUGGGGGCGGACAUCUGUGGCUUUGGAGGGAACACCACUGAGGAGCUGUGUGUACGAUGGAUGCAGCUCGGGGCCUUCUACCCGUUCAUGAGAAACCACAAUGACGCGCUGAAUGCUCCUCAGGAGCCCUAUGUAUUUGGGCAGAAGGCCCAGGCGGCCAUGCGGAGUGCAUUGAACCUUCGUUACUCCCUUCUCCCUUUCCUCUACACACUCUUCCAUCAUGCACACACCUCUGCUGACACCGUGGCCCGGCCUCUGUUCGUGGAGUUUCCCUCUGACCCUAACAGUCAGACGAUAGACCGACAGUUCCUGUGGGGGAGUUCACUUCUCAUCAGCCCAGUCUUGGAGCAAGGGGUAGUAGAGCUGGCUGCUUACCUGCCCUCUGGCACUUGGUACAGCCUGCACAAUGGUGAGCCUUUCUACAGUAAGGGUCAGUACCUGCUCCUACCAGCCCCUCUGGACACCAUCAACGUCCAUGUGAGGGAAGGACAUAUUAUCCCCCAGCAGGAGCCUGCUUUGACAACCUCAGCCUCACGCAGAAACCCUUUCUUCCUGACCGUGGCGCUGUCAGCAGGCGGCUGGGCCCGGGGCGACUUGUUCUGGGACGACGGGGACGCACUUCACACCUUCGAAAUGGGAAAUUAUUGUUACGUUAUCUUCAUUGCUGGACAGUCUCAGGUGGUGAGUGAUCCUCGCCGGCUGAAUGGGGCCCUGGAUGGUCUGGUGCUGGGGGGGCUGCAGGUGUUCGGGGUGCCUUCACCACCUCUAUAUGUAUUAGCCAAUGGGGACAAAGUCAGGGAUUUCACGUACCGCAGCGACACCAAGGUGUUGACAGUGACCGGCCUGGCCUUGCCCAUGUAUAAGGUGUUUACAGUCCAAUGGGCUCUCUGAUGCACUGAAUUUUAUUACCUUUUAGCCUUUGCAUUUUUUGCUACUGCUGAAAAGACAAGCUGAUUUCCUCGAGCCGUCCCAACCAGCGAGAUGCACCUUACGCUUGUUCGGCCUCUUUGUCCAAAUUGGACAGUUGUACUUUGUAAGUAGCAGGUUUUUUAAAUUAUGUGACGAUAUCAAACAAAGGGAGCCAUCGUCUAGACGUAUCAGGUUUUCUUGCGAGGUAAUUGUUUUGCUGCUAACUGCUACACUGAAUGUAAUGUCUUGUAAACAGUGCUUGAAGUGGGAAAUAAUAAGUGCCAGUACUGCCCUUAUUCACAUGUUUGCGUGUGUAUCAACAAUCAUUAUUACCUUCUGAAUUUCUACAGUGUAUGAAAGAUACUAGGAGAUAUUGGGUUUGGGGGGUCCUCUUCCAAUAAAAUUUGAAUGUUUUUGUCUUUAAA
Molecule: messenger RNA, 3492 nt
Organism: Sebastes umbrosus (honeycomb rockfish)
Lineage: Eukaryota; Metazoa; Chordata; Actinopteri; Perciformes; Sebastidae
Gene: gaa
Product: glucosidase, alpha; acid (Pompe disease, glycogen storage disease type II)
Exons: 19
Coding region: 251-3049 (932 amino acids)
Biological process (GO): glycogen catabolic process; lysosome organization
Cellular component (GO): lysosomal membrane
Molecular function (GO): carbohydrate binding; alpha-1,4-glucosidase activity
Source: RefSeq, a predicted model, not a curated record